UAACGAUUUUUUUUAAAUAAUUGAUGUUACUGGUCCUUUAAGGUGACAGUUCCCCUUUAAUCACAAAUCGUAUGGGGGCGUAAAAUGUUUUCCUCAGUCAUUUCUCUUUGUAGCACUGAAUGUGAGUUUGGCUUCUAUAAUGCCAAUAGGGUGGCCACAUGGCCAGUAUUUUACAGGCCUGACUGGUAAAAAUGAAACUUGACCCCAAUGUUAUUAAUAGGGAAAAAUCUAAAUCUAGAUAGGAAGGAGGGUAUUUUUUUCCAAAAAAGCUGGCAACCCUAAUUGCAAAAUGCAGUUUCUACUUCCAGAAUGCAGUUGGCCACAUCCCGUAUCUAAGUGUUGGGGCCAUAGCAACUCCAUAAAAGCUGCAUAAGGAAUCCUACAGGUCUGGACUGGCAAUGAGUGAGUUCUGGCAAGUGACAGAGGGGCUGCUGUAAGAUUUCAUGGCCACUCACUAUAAAUUGGGCUUGUGGAGACUGGUUGUUAGGCCUCUGUGUAUGUGAAAUACCAGGGACUAUUUAACUGCCACCUGAAUCCCUCCCUAUUCACUAGCACUGCCCAGAGCACUCUGAUAUUGGGCACCUCAAGUCAUUUCCAUGUAUGUGACCCCCUUACACUCUCUCCUGUCACUGGGACCCCCCAGACGUUCUUUAUUCCGCUCUAAAGUCCCCCUGACCUUUCCCUGACCCCGAUGCCACCGCUCCUUGAACUUCUCACCCCGGUUGAAUGGAGGGAGUGUGACGUCACGGCCGAGCGGUGCCGCGCGGAGGAAUCCUGGAAGGUGCGUGUGAGUUGCCGGUGCAGUGAGCUUCUGUGAUCCAAAAACUUCAAUGGCUUCAAAAAAGGCAGACAAACAAGAGUCCAUGGUGCAGUUUGCCUCCUCUUCCAGAGCUCUGGAAGGUCCAAUUACUCCAUUCACUCAAAAGCUGAAGACGAAGGGAAUGGCUAAGCAAAAGUUGGAGAGAUUGCUUGAGCUUGAAUCCCGGCUGUGCCGCAGAAAAGACAAAUCCAAGAAAAGCAGGAUAAACCAGAAGCCGUUAGACGUUGAGACUGAGGCCUUAUUCCAGCUGUGCAAGGGGCGGAAUACAACCCCCUUAAAAGAGCACUCUAACAAAAGCUCAUCCAAGAAGAAAAAUAAGGAUAAAAAGAAGAGACGCCAAGAUGGGGAGGAGAGUGUCCCACCGGUAAAAAACUGUAGGAUAGUUGAUGUACACCAAAAUGGAGACAUGCUGCUCACACUCUUCAAAAUCAAGAACAGGAAAGAGAAUACACCCGCUGAGAGUCUGGAUUCCUCUGUAUGUUCCCCACUCAGUAGAAACCACAGUCCCAAUUCAGCCAAUGAGCGGAAGAAACAGCUCCGGAAAAAUCUGUACACUUGUAUGACCGUCGAUCAAGCCCAAAGUGCCCGGGUCAAGUUGAAGGAGAUGGAGGAUCUCAGCCAAAGGGCAGUUGCUCCCAAGUAUCAAAGUGUCAGCUCCUCUGCAGAAGGCAGCUCCAGAAAUCAUUGUCCAUUGCCUGCUUUGCCGUCCCCUGUGGCUGACCCAAAGGGCGAUGGGAAGAGCCUCAGAUCUGUUCCUAAUGAAGGCAGCUCAAUGCUAGAGGAAAUAGCAAGUAGUUCUGGCCACAGCCAAGACUUGUUCAUCACUCAGAAGUCAUUCAUGCCUGUUGAGGUGUUGGGGAGUAGUAGUAGUGGCAGCUCUCCUCCUUUAGGCCAAGACCCAGGAACCCUAAGAAUUUUCAGCCGCACCGACACAGUGCAGGUGAUCUCCCAGGUGUCAACAUUUACAGUCAAGGGGGCUGACCAAUCGUCUUCUGCUUCUAUAAAGUCCGACAAGUCGACGCAGACCGAAGACGUCUUCAGCUACUUAACCCUGAUGUCCCUUAUGAACAGAGUCCGAGUCAUGGAGAAAUGUUCCGAGCAGCCUCUCGAUUUCGCUUUGCCCAACCGAAGCAGAAGCAACAUCGCCUCCCCCCUCGUCUGCAUCAAGGUGGAAGACGAUGACAUCAUAUUCGUGGACGUUAAACACGCCAACAAGCUCACCAUGAGUCAACAGCGAAGGAUGGAGGAUGCAAAGUUAGUCCAGACUUUCCUCAAUUCCUCCUAUUACUUCAAAGGGAAAGGCGACCACUGCAGUAAGUUUCCGCUUGCGCCGCUGUUGAAGAUGAAGAUGGAAACCAAGAAACGCUCCAGGAAGUCCCGUGGCCUUCGACAUUAAAAUAAGAGUUGGGGAGUGCGACUGCAGAGCUUGCAUUCCUCUAACCCGGAUCACUUGUUACAUUUCAACGUUGUUACUGAGUUUCGCUUUGACUUCAUAAGCCUCCGACCAAUGGCGAGGAUUCUCUGUUCAUCCCAUUCAACAAAGUGGCCGUUUUGUGUCAUAUCUUUCAUGUAUUUUCUAUCGUUAAUCCAGUUUCAUGAAAUUGUUUUCAUUCACAGUCAAUAAACGCAGUUUAAUGAG
Xenopus laevis (African clawed frog) is the source of this 2459-nucleotide messenger RNA. RefSeq lists its product as uncharacterized. Bases 831 to 2216 code for a protein of 461 amino acids. The transcript has 3 exons. NCBI's taxonomy places the organism in Eukaryota, Metazoa, Chordata, Amphibia, Anura, Pipidae. The record is from RefSeq and is a predicted model, not a curated record.